Wyeomyia smithii (pitcher-plant mosquito) is the source of this 3294-nucleotide messenger RNA. RefSeq lists its product as uncharacterized. The transcript is spliced from 2 exons. Gene Ontology annotation, molecular function: nucleic acid binding. The record is from RefSeq and is a predicted model, not a curated record. Gene Ontology annotation, biological process: DNA integration. The coding region runs from base 1 to 2322 and encodes 773 amino acids. Lineage: Eukaryota; Metazoa; Arthropoda; Insecta; Diptera; Culicidae.
AUGAGCUUUUUCGAUCCGCUGGGCAUGCUUUCACCAUUCACCAUUCACGGGAAGAUCCUUGUCCAACAUCUAUGGCGAAGCGGCUGUGACUGGGACGAAGAGAUUAGGAGCGACUGCUGGGACAUGUGGAAGCGUUGGAUAGGCUUGUUGUCGGACGUAGAGAACAUUCGCGUCCCCCGUUGCUAUCUCGGAGACGUUUUAUCUUCUAAGGUCGAAUCGAUUGAACUGCAUGUCUUCACCGAUGCCAGCGAACAUGCAUACGGAUGUGUCGCGUUCUUGCGUGUCGUAGUCGAAAGAGUGGUGCGGUGCAGUCUGGUCAUGUCUCGGUCCAAGGUAGCCCCGCUGAAACGCCAAUCGAUCCCCCGGCUGGAGCUGAUGGCCGCUGUCUUGGGUGCACGGUUGAGUGAAACUAUCUUCACAACGCACACUCUCAAAAUCGACCAGUGUUAUUUCUGGACAGACUCCAGAACCGUGGGCAGUUGGAUCCGCUCGGAUCAGCACAAAUUCAAACAAUUUGUCGCAUUUAGGAUCGGAGAAAUUCUGGAGCUGACACGGGCACCAGAUUGGCGGUGGAUCUCAACAAAGCUCAACAUAGCCGAUGUUUUGACCAAAUGGAGUCGAGACCCGAUUCUGCAAAGCGAUAGUGAAUGGUUCACUGGCCCUUCUUUCCUGUACCAGUCAAAAGAUCAAUGGCCGAUUACCGACACGCAGAUUGAUGAUACGAUCGAGGAAGCAAGAGGAUCUGUAAUGUUUCACGAAGUGAUCACAGACAAAAGAUGUUCCCGGUGGACUACGUUGUUAAGGGGAACAGCAUACGCAUUGCGCUUCAUAAGCAACUGCUUUCGCAGGAAAAAUAGCGUACCGAUCAUCACGACGGAGGCGACAGAGAAGCAACUGCAGCUGAUCAAAGCUCGGCGUUCUUCGGUCCAAAAACCCCUUAGCCAGGAGGAAUUAGCGAAGGCCGAGAUCGUUCUGUGGAAACAAGCGCAGUUCGAUGAGUUUCCAGACGAAAUGAGUGUACUGAUGACGAACCUUGAACUAAAGCCGGGACAGGAACCCGAAAAGAUAGGUAAAUCCAGUAGCAUCUACAAGCUCACACCAAUCCUGGAUCAGGACGGUGUUCUGCGAAUGGGCGGUCGAAUGGAAACGUCGACUGACAUACCGUUCGAUAAGAGAUUUCCCAUCAUCUUACCGCGGAAGCAUGGGCUGACCGGGAAAUUGAUUCAAUUUUAUCAUGCGAACUUCGGACACGCUAAUAAGGAGACCGUGGUAAACGAGCUUCGCCAGCGAUUCUGGAUCCCAAAUAUCCGAAGUGCGAUUUCUCAGAUAACGCGACAGUGCACUUGGUGCAAAGUGCAUCGAUGUCUACCAGUUGCUCCGCGGAUGAGUCCGCUUCCGAUACAGCGAACAACGCCUUAUCUUCGGCCAUUUAGUGCGGUGGGCAUAGACUAUUUGGGUCCCAUCGAAGUCGUCAUUGGCCGGAAAAAGGUAAAAAGGUGGGUCGCAGUCUUCACCUGUCUUGCCAUACGCGCAGUGCAUCUCGAAGUCGUCCAUACACUCACUACACAAUCCUGCAUGAUGGCCAUCCGAAGGUUCAGCAAAGCGCACGGAGCACCGGCAGAAAUCUUCUCGGACAAUGCUACGUGCUUCCGAGGUACCGCCAACGAGAUGCGGAAAAUCCACUAUGAAUGUGCAGAGGCUAUAGGUAGUGUAGCGACAGCAUGGCAUUUCACUUCACCAGCAACGCCGCACAUGGGCGGAAUAUGGGAGCGAAUGGUGCGGUCAGUGAAGGAAAGCUUGAAGGCGUUGGACGAUGGACGAACCCUCACGGAUGAAGUGCUGCUAACGGUUCUAGCGGAGACGGAAGAUGCAAUCAACUCUCGACCGUUGACGUACAUGCCUCAAGAGCCAGGCAAUGAAGAAGCGAUCACCCCGAACCAUUUUCUCCGAGAAACGGUCACAAUAGCGGACAUGAGAGUAGAUAGUUCCAUCGAUGCUGCAGAAGCCCUGCGAGAUGCCUACAAGCGGUCCCAAGACGUAGCUAACCGGACUUGGGAAAGGUGGACCAAGGAAUAUUUGCCCAUUAACAAGCGGACGAAGUGGUUCGACGAUCAGAAGCCGUUGGAAGUGAACGAUUUGGUGUUCAUCGUCGACGGGAAAAACCGGAAGUGCUGGACCAGAGGUAUCGUUGAACAGGUGUUUAGCGGAACGGACGGGCGGAUCAGGCAAGCGAACGUCAGAACGGCCGGAGGAGUAUUCCGUCGUGCAGUAGCAAACUUGGCGGUGCUCGAGGUACGUGACGGUAAAUCCGAGACUUCUUGAGGACCCACCGGAUGUUACGGGCUGGGGUAUGUUGCGCCCACAGUGCGGCCCGACGGUGUAAGCGCCGACGGCCAGACGGAAUGUACCCUCUAGAUUGGCAGCUGCCUGACAGCGAGAUUUGAACAAUAGGGAGGAAGAUAAGCAACCAGUUUUCAUUAGUGAGUGAGAAAGUUUUAAGAUUUCCAAAUUUAUAUUGCGAAUUAUUAGUGCAAAUUAAAAUUAAAACACAUUAGUUUGCAAAGCAGAAGUAGUUCGGAAGACAUAGUUAAUAGUAGUCGAAGAUUUAUUCACCUGUAAGUAGAUAGAAAAUAUUAGAAGACACAUAAUAACAAACGCGUGUACUUACCCACAGCGACCGCAGCACCUGUUGUAUGUAACCUGAAAAGAAGAGAUUAAAAUAGAAAAAAACACAAACGAUCGAUUCGAAUAGCAGGCAAAAACAGUGCGCUGAGAUAGGCAAUUUGGAAGAUCGCAAAUUGGUAGAGGAACUUGUGGCGUGCAAGAAGGAAAAUAUAGGCGAAACUAUUUAUUGUAAGCUUUUAAAAAUAUUUAAAACGGAAACUAAAAAUAACACUAAACUUCUGUAAAUAAAUUCUCUUCUAGUUUGAGCUGUGCAAAUCAACACUGCUGCAAAAAAGUGGUUCGAUUCUAUCCGAACAGUUGGCAUAAUUUCUAAGGCAUGUCUAUGUAGCGUUUUAUGUGUGGUUGACCUUUUUCCGAAAAGUAUGAUGAAUUCAAAGGCUUCUUUUGUUGCUCUCAUUAUUAUGGACGUUUUAUUAAUUUUUAUGAUUCGUAAUAAUUUUUCUUCUUCUAGUGAAUAAACUAGUUGUUUUAAUUCAUUGGAGUUUUCGACUGCGAUCGGGUUCACCUUAUUUUUCUCAAGCUGCGAUAGUACGUUAUGUAUCGCACUGAGACCCAUUUUGUUUGUUAUUUUCCAAACAUCAAGAAAAUUUAAUUCGGGAAAAAGGAAUC